AUUUCUGAGUUGUCUUUACCAGUGUACAGCGGAUACCUCCUUUAUUCGCGUGGUUGUAAGUGAUGUUAUACCUACAAGAAAAUGGACGCAAUACAAACUUCUAGGAGCGGCAAUCGCAGGGUAAAACCAUACUCUUUGACUGUGAAGACAUACUCUGCGUCUGGGAAACUUAGUAGGAAAAAUAUUUCUCUCUCUCCUAAUGUUGUUCUUCCCAUUCGCACGAUCGAUACAUUUGAAGGCUUUCAAGAAAACCUUAACGAAGGUACAAAUAAUUUACGUGGAACUGGAUCUCGAUAUGAAAGGAGGAGAGUGAAUGAAAACGAAUCCUGGAAGUGUUUGCAAGAUAAUUUAGUAAAGUCGUACAUCGAAAAUUGUGCCAUGUUGCCAGGACAACUCUGCGUAAAAUGUGUAGAAGAUGGGAUACCAGCAAAGAAAGCAGAAAUUGGAUGUCGUGAUUGCAGUCACGGACAGUUCUACUGUUUUGAGUGUGCGGAAUCCCUUCAUCGAACGAGGAAUGUUUUCCAUUUGGUUGAAGUAUGGAAGACUGAUUGUGAAAUGUUUGUUCCAUUACUUAUUGGUGGUAUAUUACGUGACAGUCAGCAUGCUAACUGCUCUUCAACACAAUCACAUACUAUAAUAUGUGUGGAUUGAAAGGUACAGUAUGGC
This is a messenger RNA of Xenia sp. Carnegie-2017, 666 nucleotides long. RefSeq lists its product as uncharacterized. The coding region runs from base 82 to 651 and encodes 189 amino acids. Lineage: Eukaryota; Metazoa; Cnidaria; Anthozoa; Malacalcyonacea; Xeniidae. The record is from RefSeq and is a predicted model, not a curated record. The transcript has 2 exons.